GAUCACCAGAAAUUAAGUUCUUAACGGAUAUAUAAGGAUUUGUGCUUUUUUGUAUAACAUGGAUGAAUAGUUGAUUCAUUCUUAAAACGUCUUAAUGUCUUCCAUUGUAUUUAUUAAAACUAUAGACGAACAAACCCCUAAACUAUAUCGUUUAAGUUUAACAGAUGAUUUGUCCAACAUUCGUAAAGAGCUUGAAAAGUAUAAUAUCAUUAAUGAUACGUUAUUGUUCUCAAAAAAAUCUGAAAAAUCUGAAAAUGAAUUUUCUGAAAUAUUACAUGAAUAUGAAGAAAAAUUACUUUUAAAAGAAAUUAUAGAUAAUGCUAAUUCAUGUAAUUAUUUAUAUUUAAUAAAAAAUUCAAGACCGAGUUGGAAAAUUUUAAAUGAAAAAUGUAAACUAGAUUAUGGGUGUACCAUGAGUUUUGAUGGAAUAAAGAAAGCUGAUAAUAGAGCAUUUAUAAUGAAAGAUUGUGAAUUAACUGAAAUUGAUACUACUAAAGGAUAUAAAAAAGGAGAACUCAAAUUUAAAUCGAAAGAAGAUUGGAUGAGGAAAACUAAUUUGUUUACUGAAGGAGAUGAUGCUAAUAUAAUGAGUUUUGUAAAUUUAGGAAUAUCAAUAAAAGGAUUGAGAGAUGAAAAUUUUAAUAAUGAAAUUAAACUAAAAUAUCAAUAUACGGAACUUGGCAAGUUAUUGCUGAAAUUUAAUAAAAAAAAUUUAGUAUUAACUGAAGACUUUGAAAAUGACAUCAAUGAUGCUAUAAAAUCCAAAGAUCCUAGAAAAUUUAGGAAAAUUACUAAGGAGUAUGGUCAAUUCAUUCCAACUGAAAUCAUUUUGGGAGGAAGGGUUUAUUAUAAAGAUUUCGAAAUAUCUUUAGAAAGUUCUGCAGGCUAUUCCGGUGAAGGUUCUAUAAAUGCAAGUAGUAAAUUUUUAAGUAGUGCUGGUAGUUUCAGUGAUUCAGGGGCUAGUGUUGGGCCUUUGAAUUGUAGAAUAGGUGGCGAUUUUAGUGAUUCAAAUAAUAAAUCAAAUUUUUAUAGUUUUAGUCGUAUGAGAUUACUUGGAGGGACAUAUCCUGACGGUGAAAAUUUUGAUGAAAAAUCUUGGAUUAAAUCUUUAAAUGAUUAUCAAAAGUGUGAGUGCAUAGAAUUGAAAAAUCCUGUAAGUAUUUUUCAGCUUUUAUCAGAUGAUUUACGUAGAGCAUCCUUUAAAUCUAUCGGAAAGAAAAUUCUUUAUACAAGUACUGAAACUUAUAACUAUGGUUUAUAUGAACUUGGAAGGCAUGAAGAUUUUGAAUUAAAAAAUAUACCAGAAAAUAUCUUAGAUAUUAUUUUAAAUGAAGAAGCUGAUUGUGAUAUCUUUGCUGCAGUUGUUAAUGCCAAUGAUAAUUCUAAAAAAGUCUUCUUCAACUGUCAAAUCUUCAGAGAACUGAAAGCAAAACCAAGUAUUAUAAUUCAUGGUAUUCAAGAAAAAUUUCAACGAUGUAAAUAUCAACUGAAAAUUAAUAUAAUGAUUAUUGGAUAUGAUAUAAAUUUUAACCACAUUCUUUCAGAUACAAUUGUUCGCUUAAAUAAAGAAGUCUACUAUGCUCCAGAAAGUCCAUGUUUCUUUAAUAGCAUGAAAUUACAAUUUGAAUGUGAUUUAAUAACAAAAAAUAAAUUUUUCUUGGGAAUUCCUAUAUUAAGUAAUUUGGAUUCCUCAAAUAAUUCACUUAUUAUUGGACAUAAUUUUUGCAAUACUAAUUCAAAUAAUAAAUUUAGAACAGAUACAUUUUCUUAUUGUCUAAAAGGCAAAUAUUAUGUUAAUUUACCUAAAUUUACAUUUUGUACAAUCGUUAUUUCAAGUAAUACUACUCCUAAUAAUUCCUAUGAAUCAUUUCUUUUUGAAUUUAACAGAUGGAAAAAUCCAAAUCCAUUUGUUGAUUUUAAAGAGCCAAAUCCAAGAUUUAUUAGUUUAUAUCUAUCAAAAGAUGAUAAUUAUAAUCCAAUUUUCUUGAAUCAGAGAAGCAAGCAAAUUAGCAUAGAAUAUAUUGAUUGCAAUUGCAGUAAAAAUAAUAAAACUUGUUUUAUUUGUAAGAGUAAAAAAUCAAAAGUAUCAGCAAAACAAAAUAAUAUUGAAUGUAAGGUAUACUCUAUAAGUGAUAACAUUGAAAUGAGUUCGUCUUGAACUUGCUUAUUUUAAACCCUCAUUUCAUAUCGAAAUUUUUGUCUCCUUUUUGAGCUAUUUUUUCAAUUUCUUCUUUUUUCUUAUAUAUUACCUAUAUUUAUUUACUGAGUAAAUUUUUCAUAUGACGUCUAUUAGGCAUAAUAAUUUUAUUUUCUUGAGUUUAAGUUGAUUUGUAAUU
Molecule: messenger RNA, 2336 nt
Organism: Rhizophagus irregularis DAOM 181602=DAOM 197198
Lineage: Eukaryota; Fungi; Glomeromycota; Glomeromycetes; Glomerales; Glomeraceae
Source: RefSeq, a predicted model, not a curated record